AUGGCGAUAGGAGGCUUCCCCCCGCGCCCCCUCCCCUUCUCCGCUGCAGCCGGCGAGCAGCCGCAACCGGUGCGGCGGCCGCGGAGGCGGCACCGGGGCUCCGGACCGGGCGGGAGGCACGGGGGCGAACUGCGCCCCCUCCCCGGGCAGCAGAUCCCCGGCAUGGCAGCGACGCAGCCCCCGGAGCCGGGUCGGGCCGGCGGAGGCCCUCCCAAUGGCACCUGGUGGCCCAACGCCAGCGCCGGCCACCUCCCGAGGGAGAACUACACCUUCCUGGCGUACUACCAGCACUCCUCCCCCGUGGCCCUCAUGUUCAUCCUGGCCUACACCUUCAUCUUCCUCAUGUGUGUGAUCGGCAACGUGCUGGUGUGCUUCGUGGUGGUGAAGAACCGCCAGAUGCGCACGGUCACCAAYGUGUUCCUCCUCAACCUGGCCAUCAGCGACCUGCUGGUGGGCAUCUUCUGCAUGCCCACCACCUUGGUGGACAACCUCAUCACAGGCUGGCCCUUUGACAACACCAUGUGCAAAAUGAGCGGCCUGGUGCAGGGCAUGUCCGUCUCCGCCUCCGUUUUCACGCUGGUGGCCAUCGCYGUGGAGAGGUUUCGCUGCAUUGUCCACCCCUUCCAGCAGAAGCUGACYCUGAGGAAAGCCCUGCUGACCAUCGCCGUCAUCUGGGUGCUGGCCCUGCUCAUCAUGUGCCCCGCUGCCGUCACCCUGACCGUCACCAGGGAGGAGCACCACUUCAUGGUGGACACCUACAACAACUCCUACCCUCUCUACUCCUGUUGGGAGGCCUGGCCCGAGAUGGGGAUGAGGAGGAUCUACACCACCGUCCUUUUCUCCCACAUCUACGUGGCUCCCCUCGCCCUCAUYGUCGUCAUGUACGCCCGCAUCGCCUUCAAGCUCUUCAAAUCGGUGGCACCCGCCCACGGCGGAGAGGAGUCGGAGGGGAGGAGGAUCUCYCGGAGGAAGGCCAAGGUCAUCAACAUGCUCAUCAUCGUCGCCCUCUUCUUCACCAUCUCCUGGCUGCCCCUCUGGACGCUGAUGCUGCUGACAGACUACGGGCGGCUGAGCGAGGGCCAGCUCCGCCUGCUCUCCAUCUACGUCUACCCCUUCGCCCACUGGCUGGCCUUCUUCAACAGCAGCGCCAACCCCAUCAUCUACGGCUACUUCAACGAGAACUUCCGCCGCGGCUUCCAGGAGGUGUUCAGGGCCCCGCUGUGCUCGCUCCACUGCCACCGCGGGCCCUACAACCCCCAGAGCCGCGGCCACGGGACCCUCCUGGGCUCCCGCAACCGCGUCUUCACCCGGGCGCGAACCAGCGACUCGCCGGCCGUGUCCGAGUCGGGACCGCUGGCCCCGCGCCGCGCCGGCAUCCCUGCAUGGGAUGGCUGAGGAGCCACGACCGCCAAACAACGCCGGAACAAGGGUGAGGAGUGGGGA
Messenger RNA from Malurus melanocephalus (red-backed fairy wren), 1443 nucleotides. It is a transcript of the gene NPFFR1, whose product is annotated as neuropeptide FF receptor 1. The record is from RefSeq and is a predicted model, not a curated record. Gene Ontology annotation, cellular component: membrane. NCBI's taxonomy places the organism in Eukaryota, Metazoa, Chordata, Aves, Passeriformes, Maluridae. Gene Ontology annotation, molecular function: neuropeptide receptor activity; peptide binding. Gene Ontology annotation, biological process: G protein-coupled receptor signaling pathway.